Molecule: messenger RNA, 2322 nt
Organism: Maudiozyma barnettii
Lineage: Eukaryota; Fungi; Ascomycota; Saccharomycetes; Saccharomycetales; Saccharomycetaceae
Gene: APC2
Product: anaphase promoting complex subunit 2
Exons: 1
Coding region: 1-2322 (773 amino acids)
Cellular component (GO): anaphase-promoting complex
Source: RefSeq, a predicted model, not a curated record
AUGUCUCUUGAACAAUUGCUCUACAAAUUUCUUCCGUCCGACGAAUAUAACGAUGAUCUGGACACGUUACUGAUGUGGCUACAGCCACAGGGUCAUCAAAAUCGACCACCGUCAUUAAGGGUGAAACAAUGCAUUAGAAAAAUAUCCGAGGUACAUUCACCCGAAUUUCCAAAAGUAUUAAAUGAAUACUACAUGAAUAUUGUACGAUCUGAAUAUUUGAAAAUGAUAGAUAUGACUGGAACAGAUCCUCUGUUGAAAUUUAAUUCGAUUUUAUCAUUAGAAAAAAACCUUAGCUAUCCUUGCACAUACAUAAUGAUGUUUCAACAGGAAUUUGUACAAGUGUUAAAUGCUCUGCGACAUUAUAUUGUGGAUAAUUACCCAACCUUUCGUAAAUCACUAAUAUCUAAUAUUCGGCAACUUAGUUUGAAUGAUGAUUUCGAUUUAGUGGAGAGUUAUGUUGAUUGGAUUGAUGCAUCACAUGCAAUUUGUCUGUCAUCUAAGGAUGUUAUACUCGAUGUGAUUGUUGAGAAAAUAUAUAUCAUGUGUGAAAGAUACAUCAAGGGCAAAUGGACCAAUCGAUAUCUGGUGAUGGAGACGUUUAAUAAAUUUAUAGAGACAUAUUGGAGUCAUUUCACAAAAUUACUGGAUUGUUCUGAGAAUGAUCACAAUCUUACGACAACCGUUUUUAAUUGUUUUGAAAAUACGUUUAUAAGUAUAAGGACAGAUGAAAUUUAUGACAUAUUUAUUAACUCAUAUCCAUCUUCCAAACCAACUAUUUUAGAACUCAAGAAAACUCUGCGGAAUAAUAAUAACAAAAUGAAGAACCAUAACAAGAUAAUACAACAAUAUUUAAAGAAUUUCAAUAAAAAUAUAUUGAACCCAAGUGUCACUACGGUAGAUGCCUUGUUAGCAUAUAUUAGGAGUAUAGAAUGCUUCUCAAUAUUAGAUCCGUCAAACAGAUAUUUAAAAACGUUGAAAAAUUUCAUUAGGCCAAAUCUACAACAAAGGAAGGAUUUGAUCAACAUAUUGUUAUAUGCUAUAUUAAACCUCGAAGAGUCUGAAUUCAAAGAUUUAGGGAUAGUCUAUGUAAAGGAUAUUGAUAAAUUGACAAAGGAGUUAUCCAGUAAUCAUCAAAGAAAUAUUGAUAAUUUUGAUCGGACUGAUCAAAUAUACAAUGAACAAAAGAGGAAUUCUACUGAUUAUAUUCAAAGAACUGGCAUUAGUUUAGGAGAUACCCAAGAAAUCUAUGACGAUAUACAUUCCAACAUUAACGAUAAUGACAAAAAUAAUAAUGGUAAACUAAUAUAUGAAAAUAUAUUGAAACAAUUUUUAAUAUGGGUACCUGAACCUAAUAAUAUUGAAGGAAACUCAGCAAAUAAUGCUAAUAAUGAAAAUAAUGACAUUGAUGAUAAUACAGAUGGCAAUAUUUCGAUGCUCAGUACGAAUGAUGAUUCACAGAUGCUAAGUGCAUCAUCCAAAGACGGUUCAUCACAUUUACUAGACAUAUUGCUAGAAUUAUGUGAAAGUAGAGAGUUAUUUAUUUCGGAGUUUUUAAAAAUAGUCACUAAAAAAUUAUUGACUUUAAAAUCGUAUCGUUUGGAUUCUAAAUGGAUGAAAUGUUUACAAAUGAUUAGAGACAAGUAUGCAGUGAAUAGUUCAAACAUUAUUUCUGAAGAGGAAAUUGGAGCGUUCGGUACAAAUUCUAACGAUAACGGAAAUAAUAUUGAUAAUGGCAACAGGGGAAGAAACACUAAUGGAUACAUUGAUGAUUUUACAUCUAACUUGAAUAAGAUUGGUGUCAUGAUAUAUGAUAUGCAAAUGAGUCAACGCAUAUAUAAUAAGAUUCAACUUACAAAUACGAUACCUCAUAACGAAAACUAUAUGAUAUUUCCUAAAUUCAUCACUCCAUUAUACUGGGAGCCAGAAAAUGUUGCCAUCGAAGAUCAAAUAGAUAAUAGAUUAACUUCAAAUAAAUUUCCAUACAAUUCAGAAGUCCAGGAUGAAAUAUUAAAAUAUGCAUAUGAAUUUUCAAGAUUGGAACCUGACAAAGCUUUGCAUUUGUGUAGAGAUAAAGGCAUUAUGACAAUAGAGAUUGAUCUUGUGGGCAAAGGGAAAAUUCCUCUAACAGUCACAAUGCCUCAAUAUUCUGUAAUUAACAAAUUUGACGGAAACAACGGUGUUACAGGGUUAUCUCUCGAACAAUUGAUUGAGGAGACACGUAUAUCCAAGGAUGAACUCCUCACGAUAUUACGUUUCUGGGUCGAAAGGCAUGUCUUGCUGUACGAUAUACACACAGAGAAGUAUGUGACGAAUGAAACCUGA